Molecule: messenger RNA, 651 nt
Organism: Scaptodrosophila lebanonensis
Lineage: Eukaryota; Metazoa; Arthropoda; Insecta; Diptera; Drosophilidae
Product: U3 small nucleolar ribonucleoprotein protein IMP3
Exons: 3
Coding region: 33-578 (181 amino acids)
Biological process (GO): rRNA processing
Cellular component (GO): Mpp10 complex; small-subunit processome; small ribosomal subunit
Molecular function (GO): snoRNA binding; structural constituent of ribosome; rRNA binding
Source: RefSeq, a predicted model, not a curated record
CACAACACAUGUGCGGCAGUUAAACAGAAAAUAUGGUGCGCAAACUAAAAUAUCAUGAGCAGAAACUGCUCAAAAAAGUCGACUUUAUUACAUGGAAAAUUGACAAUAGUGCGAAGGAGAACAAGGUAUUGCGACGCUUUCACAUUCAAAAGCGAGAGGACUACACAAAAUACAACAAACUCUCUCGGGAAGUACGCGAUCUAGUGGAGAAAAUAGCAAAGUUAGACGCAGCAGAUCCUUUUAAGGCCGAAGCAUCAACCAUGUUGCUAAACAAACUCUAUGCCAUGGGUGUUGCUAAUAACGAUGUGUCCUUGGAACACGCGAGCAAGAUAUCGGCUAGCCACUUUUGUCGACGCCGUUUGCCCGUCGUAAUGGUCAAGAUUAAAAUGGCAGAGAACCUUAAGACCGCCACUCAGCUAGUAGAACACGGUCAUGUUCGGGUGGGACCAGAAGUUGUUAAAGAUCCAGCUUUUCUCGUCUCCAACACCCUCGAAGAUUUUGUUACAUGGGUCGAUAGCUCCAAAAUUAAGGAACAUGUGCUACGUUACAACGACCUACGGGAUGAUUUUCAAAUGUAGCGGCCUUUUAGUUUUACAAUUGCACUUAGUUUUAAUUACAAGGAAAUAAAAAAAUUACAUUAAUUUGACAAUA